CGUAAACAUGUUGACCAACAACGACCUAAUGGAGCAGUUCUACUUUCCCGACGAGUCACCAGCGGUUCCCGAGUUCCUGGGCAACGAUACUUUCCAGCAGUUGGAGCAGCUCAUGUACCAGCAGGAGUUCAGCGCCAGCGAUAGUCAGUCUGAUGGGACCAACAGUUGCUCCUUGGAGAUGUACUACGAUACUCCGGCUGUCCUGGAACUCGAACAAAUGCUCAAUUCCCAGGAGCAACCGCAUCAGAAUCAAUCGAGUCAUUUAGCCAAAUGUCAAGGAAGGAGCUCAAAAUACUGGAAUAAACAGCAGAGGAGUAAGCCCUACGACCGGCUGUCCACCUCCAUGUCAUCAUCCGCAUCCUGCGCCUCAUCGACCAGUUCAUCUUCCGGGGAAUUUGGUGGCGAAGUCCUUAAAAAGCGGCGACUGGCUGCUAAUGCCCGCGAACGAAGGCGGAUGAACAGCUUAAACGAUGCCUUCGACAAGUUAAGGGAUGUGGUUCCAUCUCUUGGUCACGACCGACGACUCUCCAAAUACGAAACUCUGCAAAUGGCACAGGCUUACAUCGGUGACUUGGUCACAUUGCUCUCCAGAGACUACUAACCAGUUGGACGAUCCUUCAGCUUCCUUCAAAUGGAAGUCCCUUUUCAGGGCUGUGUUGCAGCAACACUUUGACCUA
This is a messenger RNA of Drosophila eugracilis, 677 nucleotides long. RefSeq names its product basic helix-loop-helix transcription factor amos (gene amos). The transcript has a single exon. The record is from RefSeq and is a predicted model, not a curated record. Gene Ontology annotation, molecular function: protein dimerization activity. Bases 8 to 601 code for a protein of 197 amino acids. Lineage: Eukaryota; Metazoa; Arthropoda; Insecta; Diptera; Drosophilidae.